AUGGAUGAUAACCCUCGAAUAUCAUCAUCCCUUCAGCCGAUGGUACCGGAGACUGGUACCAUCGAGACCUCUCCCACCUGCGUCCACCAGGGGAAAGAUCUCGACCUCAUGAAGCGCGAUGAGCAGACCCCAAUCAAUGACGAUGCAGGUUUCAACAGCGUAGAAGGCUUUAACAAAGUCUUCUACCAUACUGGCCUAACCGGUCGCUUAUUGCUGGCAGUCAUUAUCCUCUCUCUCGGUCUCACCAUGUUUGUCUAUGCCAUGGAUGAGGGGGUUACCCAACAAUUUACUCUGAUUGCGGCCUCCUCCUUCAGCAUGCACGCCCAGCUUGGCGCGGUGAACACCGCCAGUACGGUGAUUAAUGGUAUCGCUAAGCCCGUGAUUGGCAAGCUGGCCGACGUCCUGUCGCGUCCGACCAGCUACAUCAUCUCUCUCGUAUUCUAUGUGAUCGGAUACGCUGUGGCGGCCAGCUGCACGAACUUUGUCGCCUACACCGUUGGCGUUGCCCUCACUGCGGUUGGCAAGGCGGGCCUCAACAUCCUCUGCCAAAUCAUUGUGGGGGACUUGACGACCCUACAGUGGCGUGGCUUCUGGACCAGCAUGAUCAUCGCUCCCUACCUCGUGACGACUUUCACCAAUGGUUUCAUCGUGGAUGCAUUUGUGCCAGAGCAGUGGAGAUGGGGUCUGGGCAUGUUCGCUAUUAUGGUCCCGGUUCUGCUCAUCCCAGCGAUCAUCGCAUUAUACGGGACGCAGCAGAGAGCUCGCAGAAUGAGACGAAUGGAGAGUGGUCCGCCCGAGAAAAGACAAGUGAGCACGCUGCAGACUGCCUGGCAAUGUGUGGUUGCAAUCGAUAUUCCCGGCCUUGUGUUGCUCGGGUUCUCCUUCUCGCUCAUUCUUCUCCCUCUAUCACUCGCCGAGGCUGCCGAGAGCGGCUGGAAAAACUGCAGCAUGAUUGCCAUGGAAGUUGCUGGCUUCGUCACUCUCGCACUGUUUGUUGCCUUUGAGAUUUACAUCGCGCCGAGGCCGAUUAUGACGAAGCGCAUCAUCGCCAACAAAGUCUUCCUGGCUGCCCUGGGCGCUAACCUUUUCGACCAAAUGACGACCACACUCGGAAGCAACUACUUCUCAUCGUACAUUUAUAUCAUCAAAGACUGGGACAACUACACUUGGACGGUCUUCACCGGCGCCCGGAACCUUGCCAUCACUGUCUUUAGCCUGGUGGGCGGUUUCCUCCAGGUCCGAUACCACCGUUAUCGAACCCAGAUGAUUGUUGGAGCCGUGCUGAAGGUCGUGGGCUACACGGCCUGUCUCACAAGCCACCAGCGCAGUACACAAAGCACAGCUGCGCUCGCCAUCUCACAAGUCCUCCUGGGCACCAGCGCUUUGACUGCCCUUGGGUCCCGAAUCGGAGCCAUGGCCUCGGUUCCUCAUGAUGACAUGGCAUCGAUCAUCGCGGCCUAUUUCCUUUGGACGUACCUCGGUAGUGCCGCUGGGUAUGCCAUUGCCUCCGCGAUCUGGACGGAUCGGAUGCUGGGGUUCAUGCGCCAGGAACUGCCGGACACACCAGACCGUACGCUCCAGGAAAUCUAUAGUUCAGUGAGUAUUCUUCACACCCAGUAUGCCCUGGACGAUCCCAUUCGGGAGGGGGCAAUCCGAGCGUAUGCGCGUACCAACGGCAUCAUUUUCAUUGUCGCCGCCGCCAUCUCGACGCUCUCUAUCAUCUGCUCUUUUCUGAUGCCUGGUAAUAUUGUCCUGGUCUUCCAUCAUUCCCCAGACGGUAUGCAUGCUGACAUCUCCCAUUCUGUAGAUUAUUAUCUUGGCAAGCAGCAGAACGCCGUGACCAAUGUAGGGCUCGAUGGCAAACCAGUCGAACUCCCGACUCGUGGGAAGGAGGAAGGACGCUUCUGGGCUCGGCUUAAGUCUAUUUACUGUCAAGAGACGUAG
This is a messenger RNA of Aspergillus bombycis, 1944 nucleotides long. Its product is annotated as siderophore iron transporter. The transcript has a single exon. Gene Ontology annotation, molecular function: transmembrane transporter activity. Bases 1 to 1944 code for a protein of 647 amino acids. The record is from RefSeq and is a predicted model, not a curated record. Gene Ontology annotation, biological process: transmembrane transport. NCBI's taxonomy places the organism in Eukaryota, Fungi, Ascomycota, Eurotiomycetes, Eurotiales, Aspergillaceae.